GGUUGGAUUCAAAGUUCCAAUUUUGUCAUAUGGAAGGUGUGUGUUCUAAGUAAGGAACUUCCCAGACAUCAUAAAAAUCCUUCAAAUUCAAAUUCGAUAGGGUGAAAUUGAGGUUUAUAGAGAGAGAGAUUGAUUGAUGGGUAGGGCAUUUGUGUAUGUGAUUCUUGGAGGAGGAGUCGCUGCUGGGUAUGCAGCCCUUGAAUUUACACGCAGAGGAGUCAAUCCUGGUGAGCUCUGCAUCAUCUCUGAAGAACCUGUUGCACCGUAUGAGAGGCCUGCAUUAAGCAAAGGUUAUUUACUUCCAGAAGAUCCUCCACGCCUUCCAUCAUUUCACACAUGUGUUGGCGCUGGCGAGGAAAAGUUAACUCCAAAAUGGUAUAAGGAACAUGGAAUCGAGUUGGUUCUUGGAACUCGUGUUAAAUCUGCUGAUGUAAGGCGUAUGACUCUGUUAACUGUGGCUGGGGAGACUAUCAGUUACAAGACUCUUAUAAUUGCAACAGGUGCUCGGGCUUUGAAGCUUGAAGAAUUUGGAGUACACGGAUCAGAUGCUGAAAAUGUGUGUUAUUUACGAGAUUUGGCUGAUGCAACUAGGAUUGUUGAUGUGAUGCAAUCUUGUUCUGGGGGCAAAGCUGUUGUCAUUGGUGGUGGUUACAUUGGCAUGGAGUGUGCUGCAUCUCUAGUGAUCAAUAGAAUAAAUGUAACCAUGGUAUUUCCAGAAGAACAGUGCAUGGCCCGUCUAUUUACGCCGAAGAUUGCUAGCUAUUAUGAAGAAUAUUAUAAAUCCAAAGGAGUCGAAUUCGUUAAAGGAACCGUCUUGACGUCAUUUAAAUUUGACUCCGAAGGAAGGGUUACUGCUGUUAAUUUAAGAGAUGGAAAACAAUUACCUGCGGACAUGGUUGUAGUGGGAAUUGGAAUACGUCCAAACACAAGCCUCUUCGAAGGCCAACUCACUCUGGAAAAGGGUGGGAUCAAAGUAAAUGGACGAUUGCAGUCAAGCAACAGCUCAGUCUAUGCAGUUGGUGAUGUUGCUGCUUUUCCGGUAAAACUUUUUGGUGAAAUUCGCAGGCUGGAACAUGUUGAUGCUGCUCGCAAAUCUGCGAGACAUGCCGUGGCUGCAAUAAUGAAUCCAAACGAAACAGAUGAAUUUGAUUACCUGCCAUUUUUCUACUCAAGGGUCUUCACAUUAUCUUGGCAAUUUUAUGGGGACAAUGUAGGGGAGGUGGUACAUUUUGGGGAUUAUUCAGGAAAAACAUUUGGGGCAUUCUGGGUAUUCAAGGGUCACCUUGUUGGGUCUUUCCUUGAAGGUGGAUCCAAAGAAGAGUAUGAAGCUCUUGCCAAGGCUACCAGGCUUAAGCCUGCUAUUGAAGACUUGUCUGAGCUGGAAAGGCACGGUUUGAGCUUUGCAUUGGCAGUUAGUAAGGUACCACCGCCACUUCCACCUUCUAAUGCUAGUGUGUCUGGCAUUGUUCUUGAGAGACAAUUACAUGCUUGGCAUGCAACAGCUGGUGUUAUCCUAGCAGCCUCAGUAGCUGCAUUUGCAUAUUGGUAUGGAAGGAGGCGUCGACGUUGGUGAAUACUCAGUAGUUUGAUGUUGGUGCUGCUGAUUUCAUUCCAUAAUACAAUGUUGUAGGAUAUAUCACUACACUGGCUCUUGUAAUCAUUACCGUGUAUUCGGAUUAUAGACAAUCAUAUUGAAAAACAUAAAUGCCAUUUUCAUCCAAACCUA
Molecule: messenger RNA, 1726 nt
Organism: Tripterygium wilfordii
Lineage: Eukaryota; Viridiplantae; Streptophyta; Magnoliopsida; Celastrales; Celastraceae
Product: monodehydroascorbate reductase 4, peroxisomal
Exons: 7
Coding region: 137-1573 (478 amino acids)
Cellular component (GO): cytoplasm
Molecular function (GO): oxidoreductase activity, acting on NAD(P)H; flavin adenine dinucleotide binding
Source: RefSeq, a predicted model, not a curated record